AUGCAUGGCUGCAAGAAGCAAAGGCUUUGUUCGUGGGACUCUUCCCCCAAUCUUUCCACAGCGGCAUGUGAGUUGAGGGCUGCUACUACAACCUCAAAACUCCAAUCAUGCUUGGCGCGGGAAGAAGCGAGAACAAAGGAGGUUGAAGCCUUCUAUGAGAGGUUGAGCCACCUGCAAAACAAUUUUGAAGUCAGCCCAUGGUACAAACCCAUCAUAGUGAGCGUGGAAGGAGCCAAAAGAACGAACUUCAUCGAGGACCUGGCUGCCAUGUUCCGGCCCUCACCCGUGCGUGUGGCAUCCUCUCCUCCGGCAUCUUUGGGAGUUGUCAGGGGCAUCUUCCAGCAGCUUGGGGGGUCGGCAGCAAAGGCAUUCGACGUGGUGUCCAACUACAUGGCCGUGCAGGAAUGCAAGGAUGUGUGCAUGGCUGAGCAUCAGCCCUUAGUGUUCAUCAUGGAGAAUUUUUGUUCUUCGGCCUACCGUCUUGGGGUGUCUGAGCAUUUGGCCUCUGUAUGGCCUCCAGGUUUACUGAAACCCAAGCUGCAGAUUGUGCUCCGGGAUGAUGAGGAUGCUCAUGCCACAAGCCCAGCAGCUGACUGGGAACAGCUCAUUCUGACCAAGGGGAGCCUCAGCGAGCAGCACAUGCUUCAGCUGCUUAAGGGUGGGAUCAACAAGAAGAUCUUCCCUUCCACUGAAGACUUACAGUCGCUGGGUGCAGAUCCUCUUCGCUAUCUAGUCGAUGUUGCAAGGAAGGAAGGGCUUUUGGGGGACAGAGCAGGGGACAAGACAUGGCAGUUGGGGAGGAGAGGGAAACACAUCCCAUGGUCCUUCCAACUCGCUACUCCCAACCGUUCAUCCGGGGGGCCCCCGGCUCUUCGGACCCUUGGAAUCCAUUCCGUGACAGAGACCGGCUUCAUCUUCUUCACUUUGGGCAGUGCCGGUGGUGCCAGUGGGCAAACAGGUGAGGAGGUUGUUGCCUCCAUGGUGUUGCUGCUUGGCAGCUACCCCUUCCAGCAGCAGUGGAGGGGGGAAGGCAUCGUCCGGAAGAUGAGGGGAUCCACUUUGCCACCUUUUAGCCUGGCCUGUGCCAUGCAGAGGUGCAAGGAACUUGCCCAUGGGCUCGCUGGGCCAACCAAAAAGCGAAGGAGCUUGGAAGACCAAGAGGCAGUGUUAGGCACUCGCCCUGAUGAUACUCGAGAAGGACCUUCCACUGCUUACAUCUUCAUUCCCCGCAGGAUGGAAGUUCUCAUUGCACAUCCGCCAGCUCCGGGAGGGACCCGACGAUGUGAAUGGUGGCGCUUGGCUGAGAGCCGACUCUGGGAGGGCCCCCGGGUGCUGUUGCCCUUCUCCCCAGGUUGCUUAGAGAUGUCUUGGGAGCCACGGGUUCGCAAGGCUACUGUGGUCAUCAUGGGUUCGCAUACGGCAGGGAAGAGUUCUGUCAGAAAGAGGCUGGCUGAGAGAAUGCAGUGGGAAUCUGAUGAGGAGCUAGGUACUUCCAUGCGCGGAGAGAACGAGGAGCAAGGCAAAUACCCAACGGCUUGGGAUGAUGUGCUUCAUCAGGCGGAGGUGGCCCGGGAUCAGGAGCGGAUGAGCACUUCGACCUCCAGGGUGGUGGAGACAUGGCAUUUGGGGAAUUUUGUUUGGGCCAUCACCCGACGUCCCGAGCAACACGGAGAUUUGCUGAAGCGCGCAGUGGAUGCCAUUCAACAGGAACAGGAGGCAACCAUUGUCCUGCUUGUCCUGCUGAAGAUCAACCCUUCUACCAUGGUGAGGAGGAGAGCAACGUUCCAGACUUCUGCCAUGGCUUUCCAAGAUGAGGAGGUUGACGCCUCAAAGCUUGCGAAAGCCACCGGGGAGAAACUGGACCAGAUGCUUGGUGAGCACGACUUCUGUUUCCCUCAUGGCAAGCUGCCGGUCUUGAAGUUGGACAACAAUCAAGACGGAGAGGAAGCUUUGAAUGACACAGUGGACGCCAUUGUCGAUUUCAUCACCCUCUUUGUGUGA
Molecule: messenger RNA, 2001 nt
Organism: Cladocopium goreaui
Lineage: Eukaryota; Dinophyceae; Suessiales; Symbiodiniaceae
Source: the annotation of a GenBank genome assembly